Molecule: messenger RNA, 5737 nt
Organism: Esox lucius (northern pike)
Lineage: Eukaryota; Metazoa; Chordata; Actinopteri; Esociformes; Esocidae
Gene: nup188
Product: nucleoporin 188
Exons: 43
Coding region: 35-5257 (1740 amino acids)
Biological process (GO): RNA export from nucleus; protein import into nucleus
Cellular component (GO): nuclear pore inner ring
Molecular function (GO): structural constituent of nuclear pore
Source: RefSeq, a predicted model, not a curated record
ACAAGUUACGUUACGUCACGUGGCGGGGGCGAAGAUGGCGGACUCGGAGAUGUGUGUCAGGAGCAGCCGGGAAUUAUGGACCAUUUUACUGGGGAGGUCUGCACUGAGGGAACCGGCUCAGAUAGAGGCAGAAUUGGACAGACAUUGGGAAAGAUUACUUCAAGGGCUAUGUUACUACAAAGCCCCCAGUUCCUCCUCGGCAGAUAAACUGAAAGCGGACAAAGAUGUGGCUCAACCCCUGAAAGACUUUGGUCUGAGGAUCAGCAAACUGCUGGGUCUGGAUCAGCAACAGAGUGUACAGAUUUUGCAAUGUUAUCUACAAGAAGAUUACAGAGGGACACGCAACAACCUAAAGGUUGUUCUUCAGGAUGAGAGACAGAGCCAGGCCCUACUCCUGAAGAUUGCUGAUUAUUACUAUGAGGAGCGUGUGUGCCAUUUGCGAUGCGUCCUCCUCCUGCUAACGUACUUCCAGGAUGAAAGACAUCCCUACAGGGCGGAGUACUCAAACUGUGUGAACAAGCUGGAGAAAGACCUGGUCAACAACUACCAGAAGCAGUUUGAGACACUGUUUAAAGCUGAAGCUCCAACAUGGGAGACGCAUGGCAACCUCAUGACGGAGAGGCAGGUGUCACGGUGGUUCACCCAGUGUCUGAGGGAGCAGUCUCUGCUGCUGGAGAUCCUUUUCCUGUACUAUGCCUACUUUGAGAUGGGCCCCGGAGACCUGUUCAGCUUCACCAAGAUGUUCAAGGAGCAGGGCUUCGGUUUGAGACAGACCAAUAGACACCUGGUGGACAAGAGCAUGGAUGCCCUGGUUGACCGCAUUGGGUACUUUAGCUCCCUGAUCUUGGUUGAAGGCAUGGAUAUAGACUUCCUCCACAAGUGUGCCCUGGAGGACCGCACAGAGCAGCACCAGUUCUCAAACACUCCUGACAUCAGCAAGGAGAUGGACCAGAUGCUGCUGACGUUUGGAGACAUUCCCCACCACGGGCCGGUGCUGCUGGCCUGGGUGCUGCUCAGACACACCCUGAGCCCAGACGAGUCCAGUCCAGUCAUCAGACGCAUCGGGAACAUGUCCCUACAGCUGGGGGUGUUCCCGUACCUCACCACCAUGCUGCAGGGCCUGGGGGGUUCUGGGAAUAAUUGCACUGCCAGCACAGCCAGGAUGUGUAUCUACGGCCUCCUCUCCUUCGUCAUCACGUCAUUUGAAGAGGAGACGCUGGGCAGCCAACAGCACCUGAUCAACGCGGCAUGUGAAGUCCUGUCUGCCCCCAGUCUGGCUGAGCUCUUCUGGGAAACGAAGCCCAAUAUGGGAUUGGGGAUGAUCCUGGAUAGUGCUGUAGGAAUGUUCCCACACAAGACUGGUCCGCUGUUACAGCUCCUCACUGCACUGUUGUCAGACAAGUCCACUGCAAAGAAGGUGUAUACCUUCCUGGACAAGAUGUCAUUCUACACAGAGGUCUACAAAACCAAGCCCUGUGACAUCAUCUCCAGAGAGGACGAGACCCUGUGGAGGAGACAGGCACCCAAACUCAUCUAUCCCCUCGGCCUGGGCCAGACUAACCUGCGGAUGCCCCAGGGGGUUCUGGGCCAGGUGGUCGUGGGGGAGCAGGGCUACAUGGUGCGCUGGGACUACUCCUACAGCGCCUGGACACUGUUUACCUGUGAGAUAGAGAUGCUGCUCCACGUGGUAUCAACCGCAGAUGUGAUCGUACACUGUGAGCGUGUAAAGCCCAUCUUGGACCUGGUCCAUCGGAUGAUCAGUACAGACUGGACUGUGUCUGACUGUCUGCUGCCCCUCACCUCCCGCAUCUACAUGUUACUGCAGAGGUUGACGUCGGUCAUCAACCCUCCUGUGCCCGUCAUUGCGUCCUGUGUGAACUGCCUCAUCGUCCUCGCUGCUCGGAUGCCUGGCAAGGUUUGGUCCAGUCUGCACCACACUGGCUUCCUGCCUUUUGCCUCCUCUCCUCUGACCAACAUGGUGCAGUCCAUCAGUGCUGAGGGAAUGAAGGCGGGUAACUAUGGAAAUCUGCUGGUCCUGAUUGAGCAGCCCAGAGGGGAGUACGCCGUGACCAUCGCCUUCCUGCGCCUCAUCACCACCCUGGUCAAGGGCCAGCUGGGCAGCACCCAGAACAAGGGUCUCAUCCCCUGUGUCCUGCUGGUGCUCAAGGAGAUGCUGCCCACGUACCACAAGUGGCGCUACAACGCCUACGGGGUCAGAGAGAGGAUUGGUUGUCUGAUCCUGGAGCUGGUCCAUGCCAUCCUUAACCUCAGUCCAGACGGAGAGGCCAGUGGCAGCACCCCGACCUUGCAGUCCCUGUGCAUCUACAGCCUGGCCAACGCAGAGUCUGGUCAGGCUGUGGUCAACAUCAUGGGCGUUGGAGUGGACACCAUAGACCUGGUCCUGGCUGCCCAGCCCAGCAGUGGUGGCUCGGAGGGCCCGGGUCAGAUCCUCAUCCAGACAGUCAAGCUGGCCUUCUCCGUCACCAACAAUGUGAUCCGCCUCAAGCUGCCGUCGGAGGCCGUGUCGCCCCUGGAGCAGGCCCUUACGCAGCACGGCGGCCAUGGCAGCAACCUAAUUGCCGUGCUCGCCAAGUACAUCUACCAUAAACACGACCCGGCCCUGCCACGGCUCGCCAUCCAGUUACUGAAGAGGCUCGCCACCGUGGCUCCCAUGUCUGUGUAUGCCUGCCUGGGCAGCGAUGCGGCCGCCAUCCGGGAUGCCUUCCUGACACGGCUGCAGAGCAAGACUGAAGACAUGAGGAUCAAGGUGAUGAUCCUGGAGUUCCUAACCGUAGCCGUGGAAACCCAGCCCGGCCUCAUCGAACUCUUCCUCAACCUGGAGGUCAGGGAUGGCACGGAGGGGUCAAAGGAGUUCCUGCUGGGGGAGUGGAGCUGUCUACAGGUGGUGUUGGACCUGAUCGACUCCAGGCAGCAGGGGAAAUACUGGUGCCCUCCCCUCCUGCACCGUGCUGCCCUGGCGUUCCUGCAUGCCCUGUGGCAGGACCGGCGAGACAGCGCCAUUUCGGUCCUACGCACCAAAGAGAAGUUUUGGGAACAUUUGACCACGCCUCUUUUCGGGACCCUCCCCUGCCCCUCAGACAGUACAGAGCCUUGCGUUCUGGAAACUUGUGCCUUCGUCAUGAAAAUCAUUGGCCUUGAGAUUUACUAUGUAGUCAGUGGCUCUCUGGAGCCGUCUCUAAAGGAGGCGCUGCAGAGGUUCUCCAGCGGACGGCGCUACGAGUACUGGUCCCAGUACGUCAAGUCCCUGGUGGCGCACGUGGCUGAGGCAGAGGACGAGGCGGUGCGCUCCUUCUCCGAGACCCAGAUGGUCAUCUCAGCCUGGCGCACGUUGCUCAUUCUCUCCACCAGUCACUCAGAUGUGAUGCAGUUAAAGGAGGACUCGGUCAGACUGAAGCUCUUCAUGGAUGUUCUGGAAGGAACCAAAGCAGCUCUGUUGGUGCCUAUGUCUGUGCCCUGUCUACGUCUGGGAUCCAUGAUGGCUACUUUGCUGCUGAUCCUCCUCAAACAGUGGAGAAGUGUGGUGGCUACGGCCCCUGACAUCCUGGCCCCCCUCUCUCUGAUACUGGAGAGUGUCCUGCAGGCUGACCAGCAGCCAAUGGAGAAGACCAAGGCCAAGGUGUUCUCUGCUCUCAUCUCUGCCCUGCAGAUACAGGGACUCAAUGGUGGGGAGAUCUCCCAGCUGCCCCAGCUUUUGGUGUCCGUGUGUGAGACUGUGCAGGACGAGGCGCUGGCACUGAUUGACAGCACGCGUCACAUGACCCAGGCUGGAGACGUCCUGGAGGACAAGGACAGCAUGGAGACGGACGCGGUGCGCAGUGUUCAGAAGGACCAGAGGGACGGGGUGUGUGUGCUGGCCUUACACCUAGCCAAAGAGCUGUGUCGGGCCGACCAAGACGGGGAACACUGGGUUAUAGUGAUGAGGAAGGUUCCGGUUCUCCACUCGGUUCUCAGUGUUCUGGAACUCAGCCUGCGCUCCAAACAGAAUCUCUACUUCACUGAGGCUGCCCUGCACCUGCUGCUAACGCUGGCACACACACCACAGGGGGCAGCAGCAGUAGCUGGAGCCGGUGUCCUCCAGAGUAUCUGUCUCCCUCUGCUUAGUGUCUACGAAGUUCCCUCCAACGGAGCCUCACAGGGUUUCUCCCGUAGGUCCCAGGACAGUCCGUGCUGGCCUGGGGUUUAUCGUCUGUCCAUGUCCCUCAUGGAGAGCCUCCUCAAGACGCUGCGCUACAACUUCAUCAACGAGGCCCUGGACUUUGUCGGAGUUCACCAGGAACGCAUCCUGCAGUGUCUGAAUGCAGUGCGAACGGUCCAGAGCCUGGUGUGUCUGGACGAGGCCGACCACACGGUGGGGUUCCUGCUGCAGCUGUCCAGCUUCUGCAAGGAGUGGCAGUUCCACCUGCCCCAGCUGCUCCGGGACGUCCAGAUCAAUCUGUGCUACCUGUGCCAGACGUGCACUUACCUGCUCCACAGCAAGAAGAUGCUCCAUCACUACCUUCAGGCUAAGAACGGGGACGCGUUGCCUCCCGGCGGCUGUGCCCAGGCGGCUCCUCACACCCCCUCCAAGGCCUCGGGCGGAGCGGCGGGGGCGGGCGGGGAGAGGGAGGAGGCGGAGCAGAAGGCUCUCCUGGCGGUGCAGUGCAGCCUGCUGAAGAUCCUCAGUAAGACGCUGGCCACACUGCAGCGCUUCACCCCCGACUGCUGCCAGAUACUCCUGGACCAGUGUAUGGACCUGGCUGAGUACAGGACUCUGUUUGUGCUGAGUUUCAACACCCCGGUGUUUGACUCUGACGUAGCGCCUUCCUUUGGAACCCUGCUGGCCACCAUCAAUGUUGCCCUGAGCAUGCUGGGAGAGGUAGAGAAGAAGGAGCCGGGGUCUCUGAGUGCAGUGUCCCUGGGCUCCUCAGAGGAAACCCAAGCCCUCAAGUCUCUGCUGGUGUUCACCAUGGAGAACUGUUUCUACGUGCUCGUCUCCCAGGCUGUCCGAUGUCUGAAGGACCCCGGCAUCGCCCCCAGAGACAAACAGAGACUCAAACAGGAGCUAAGCUCUGAACUGAGCACGCUGCUGUCCACCCUGGCCCGCCACUUCCGCCGUGGCUCCCCCUCAUCCCCGGCCAGUGGCAUGCUGGCCUCCCCCCAGACCAAGCCCACCACCCCGGGCUCCAAGUCCAGUCAAGAGGGUCAGGAACCGUUCAUCCAGCUGGUGCAGGCCUUCGUACGACACGUGCAGCGAUAGAAUGGCCACAUGGCCCCGACUUUCUACUGACCAGGAAGACCUCUGGGUCGGGAAAAACUUUUGUAUUCUGCUCACGCUCGGACACAACUCCCUUUACCAUACCAGAGUACUGUACCAUUCAAGUUGGAUAAAUCACCCCUGGUGUACUGAACCUGUAUAGGGAUCACACCUGACCUUUCUCUUCUGAAUGUGUAAGUACUGAAUUAUACUUUUCACAGUGCAACGGUCCAUUCAUUCUCCUCACUUUGUACUGAUGUCCGUCAAACAAGCCACUAUUAGUCUACUGACGUGUAGUGAUUUAGGCCAGAUUUCUGUAACAUCUUAAUGCCAACACUGUUUAUGAAAUGCUCCCAUCCAAGGUAGGGAGAACUAAUGUAUAACAAUUGUGCUUUCAAGACAACUCUGAUAGACCUAAAUUAUUUGGAAGACAGCGAACUGUUAGUUGGAAAAGUCAGAACUCAAGAAUGCUUUUGCCAGUUG